This is a messenger RNA of Papaver somniferum (opium poppy), 962 nucleotides long. RefSeq names its product protein PLANT CADMIUM RESISTANCE 8-like. The transcript is spliced from 4 exons. The record is from RefSeq and is a predicted model, not a curated record. NCBI's taxonomy places the organism in Eukaryota, Viridiplantae, Streptophyta, Magnoliopsida, Ranunculales, Papaveraceae. Bases 205 to 654 code for a protein of 149 amino acids.
GUAGCAAAACCAAUCUGCCUUGCCAAGACUCCGGCAAUCAGACACUUCUAUUUAUAGUCAUUCCCCAAAACAACUCUUAAUUUCCAUUAACAGCGGUAAUCAGGAGAUUAGCAAACACAAUAAAAUCAAACAAGUGAAAUCAUCGACCAGGGCGCUAGUAUUCUCCAGGAUCGAGAGUAAAUAAGUUCAGGGGAGUCAGCAGUCAUGCUUGGAGGAAAUGGUGAUGUUCAAAAGGCUCACAGUACUGCUGAGAUGCCAUGGUCAACUGGAUUAUUUAGCUGCCAUGAAAACUUGAAAAAUGCUCUACUCACGACGGUGUUGCCAUGCGUAACGUUUGGGCAGAUAGCUGAGAUUGUCGACGAAGGAGAAACAAAUUCUGCUAAGGCUGGUUUCAUCUGUUGUCUGACUGCAAAUAUACCGUGCUGGGGAAAAUUGAAGGGUUGCAAGUACAGGGGAAAAUUGAGGAGAAAAUUUAAUUUGGUUGAGGAACCGUUGGGAGAUUCACUGUCUCAUGUGCUUUGUCCAUUGUGUUCACUUUGUCAGGAAUUCCGAGAACUCAAAAAUAGAGGACUUGAUCCUUCCCUAGGAUGGGAGGAAGCAAGUAUUGUGGCUCAAAACAAGAUUCCCCCGGUUAACCAAACUAUGUUCAAGUAGUUAGUAUUGGUUGUCGUCAAAAAGAUAUGGGUACUUGCUCGUGAAUUUGUGAUAGUGUGAUCUUUUCAUGUACUUUUGUUUCCAAAUCGUGUCCUUUGAAAUCAGUUAUUAUUAGUAUUGCUGUCUAAUGUACUUGGUCUUUUAGUUUCUGAUUGUGUAUAGGUUGGGAUUUCUUAGUUUGUUACAGAUUGGAACUUGAAUGCUGUUGGUACAAAUAAGGAAAUGAAUAUAUUUUACCUAUGGGGUGGCUGAGAAAUUUAUGUUGUACUGUACUACUGUUAAUGAAUAUUGAGCAACAAUCUAAUAGA